UACCCGUUUACCAAUAUUGUUAUUCACUGACUCGUAACUAUGUUCUAUUUACCUUUAAAAAUAAUGCCUUCCUUGUAUUGAAAUAUAGUGACCAUGAACUUAUAUCUUAGUGUUAAAUCAAUAUUUAAAUAAUGUAUUAAAAUCGUAGGUGAAAAUCAAAAUUAUAGAUUGAAAAUGGGUGUACUAUAGUUACUAACCGAUUAAAAUCAAUAACGGACAGUUGUUAUUAGUUGUUAUUUAUAUGAACUCUUGUUCAUGUGUAAGUACAUAUAAAGAUAUAAUCCUGAAGGAAUGGAAAUAGUUAUACAUUGAGAAAAUGUAUAAACGGUAUGUGUUCACAGUGGAAAAAAUGGGAUGUUCUAGCAGUCAACCAUCUCAACAAGGAAAUAACGCGUCAGGUCCGAGAACUGCGCCAGAGAAGGAGACUGACAAAUCCACAGUAAAGCCACAGGAGCCGGGAGCAAGUGCUGUGACAGCAAAAGAUGGGGAUCCAGCCAAAAAACCCUUAACUGAACAACAGAAAGCCGAAUUUAAAAUAUAUCUGGAAGAGCAAGCUAAACUUGCAAAAGAGUUAGAGGAGAAAAUAAAAGAAACCAUGGCACUAUUGCUAAAGAAGGAAGAAGCAAAAGUCAGUCCGAAAGAUGCUUUGAAGGCAAAAGCUAUUGUUGGACGUAUUGACAUGGAAUGUCCGUCACAAGCGAAAAUUGUCCGUAUCUUUACCAGCAGCACAUUUACAGAUACAAAACAAGAGAGAAACAUGUUGAUGAAGUAUGCCUACCCAAAACUAAAGGAGUAUUGCCGGAAAAUAGGUUACGAGUUCCAAGUGGUAGACAUGAGGUGGGGGAUCCGAGACGAGGCUACUGACGAUCACAUGACAACGGAACUUUGUCUCAAAGAGUUGAAACUGUGCCAGAAACUCUCAACCGGACCAAACUUUGUUUCUCUUCUCUCCCACAAGUACGGAUAUACACCAUUCCCAAGAGUGAUAGAGUCUGAAGAAUUUGAGAAAAUAUUUAACAAUGUCGAGGAUAAAGGAGCAAAAGAUCUAUUUCAAAAAUGGUAUAGGAAGGAUGAUAACUCUGUACCCCCAGCAUAUAUACUGUUGUCCGUUAGCACACAUAUACCUGAUUUCCUCAGCGAGGAUGAGGAAAAGAAGAAGGUAGCAAAGAAUAAAUGGUGGGAAGAGAGUCAAAUCAUGCAAGAAGCCCUGUCAGAAACAGCCAAGAAAGUCUUUGAUAAGGAAACUGCCAGAAAAUAUAUUCAGUCUGUAACGGAAACGGAGACAGAAGAGGGGCUUAAACCCAAUAUGGCGAAAGAUCACUUUCUCUGGCUGAAUAGAAAUAUCGAAAACAUUGAGAAACAAGAAAGCAACUACGCUCUGUCAAGAUAUAUAGAAUGUACUGGUCCAGAAGAGAAGAUCCAAAGAGCCAGGCAAAUGUUGAAGGAAUUGAAGGAAGAUAAAAUGAAAAAAACACUAGACCCUUCAAAAAUUCUUAAUUACAGCGUCAACUGGAGUGAUACUGGUAUUGAUCCAAAUUCGUCAGAAGAGCACAAAAAGUACUUAGAAUCACUAUGUGACGACUUUGUACAGCACAUGAUUGGCAUGGUGGAAAAGUCUGUAGCAGAAAAAGAUAAAGUCACUGACACUCUGAUAGAGGAGUGCCUUCAACACAUUCGAUUCUGUCAAUCCAAAUGCGAAGGCUUUACCGGUAGAGAAGAAACAUUAGAGAAAAUCAAAAGCUACGUGACAGGUUCCGGUGCAGGAGGGAACCAGCCGCUAGUGUUACACGGAACCAGUGGUACCGGAAAAACCUCCAUACUCGCCAAAGCAGCUGAGAUGGUUAGGUCGUGGAUGAGUAAACCGCCUGUUAUCAUUUUGAGAUUUUUGGGAACAUCCCCAGACAGUUCUGAUCUAAUGUCGCUGCUUUAUAGCAUAUGCUGUCAAAUACGACGGGUCUAUAAUCUUAAACCGUUACCAAGAACACAGAACAUAACGGUACAGAUAAGUGACUUUAAAUUGAUGAUGUUGAAGAGUCGUCCUAACCUGCCUCUGGUACUGAUCCUGGAUUCUCUUGACCAGCUAGACCACGCCUACAAUGCUAGACAAAUGACCUGGUUGCUUCCCAAAUUAACAGCCACAACGAAAGUGAUUCUUUCAACAUUACCGGAGCCAAUUUACCAGUGUUUCCCAGCAUUGCAGUCAGUCAUCACCGCACCAGAAAAUUUAUUGGAGGUCCCAGUGCUUGAAACAACAAGUGUGAAAAGCAUUCUUAAUAAGUGGCUAGAAAUGCGAAAUAGAAAACUGACAGACGAACAGACACAAGUGAUAUUGAAAGGUUUUGAGAAAUGUCCUACCCCUCUUUUCCUGAAACUAUCGUUCGAGGAAAGUACAACUUGGACAUCAUUUUAUCCGCUCGAGAAAACCGUGCUACAAUCUACUGUACGAGAAAGCAUUGAACAUUUGUUCGAAAAAUUGGAGAAGAUGCACGGGAAAAUUCUUGUAACGAGAGCGCUCUCUUAUCUUACUUUAGCGCGCAACGGAGCUUCCGAAGCUGAGCUCGAGGACAUUUUGUCGUGUGAUGAUGACGUGCUCAAUGACGUGUACAUGUAUUGGACACCUCCAAUGCGGAGAUUACCUCCCUUACUAAUUGUAAGAGUUAGGAAUGACCUUAGUCAGUAUUUAGUUGAGAGAGGGGCAGAUGGGACACGAGUACUAUACUGGUAUCAUCGACAGUUUACGGAGGCUGCCGAAGCACGUUAUUGCUCGGAUCCUGAACAAAAUAAAGUCAUCCAUUCAAAUCUGGCUGACUUCUUCAACGGAACCUGGGCUAACGGUACCAAAAAGCCUUUUACAACAUCUAGUGGGCAGACAGGUGAAGAAGAUCGUCACGUGUCCGCUCAGCCUCUGAAGUUUGGGGAGGACUACAAUAUUCGCGCCCUCAGUAACCUCCCUUAUCACAGAAUUCAAGCUGGUGAUGGAAAACUUCUAGAACAGCAAUGUCUUGCUAACGUUUACUUUUUACUGUCGAAAAUCGGAGCCAUGCCUCUGACAGCAACGUUGAAUGAUUUUGUCUCGGCGAUUGAAGCAUUUCCCGACAAUCAGCUGAUCAAGAUGAUAUAUGAUUCCAUGUUGUUAUCUCAGAAUGGUCUGGUUAUUGACCCCGGACAGAUUGUCCCUCAACUUCUUGGGAGAUUGGAGGAAAAUGAUGUAAACAAAGAGUUCAUAGCUCAAUGUAGAGCAUAUCAGAAAACCUUUAUAGAACCGGAAGAAAGAAUCCUUGAGAGACCAGGGGGACAGCUUAUUCAUUGUGUAGCAGCUCACAAAUCUGACAUCGACAUGAUGGAUAUUACCAAAGAUGGCAAUCUUGUUGUCACUGUUUGUCAGAGUGACCAUGAAAUAAGUCUGUGGGAUAUAAAAACAGGACAACAUAAGCGGAAAGUUUUGGGAAAGAAACAGUGCACGAAAGCUCUGUUUUGUUGCGGUGACAAAUUGAUAGCUUGUGAAAUGGAUAAGACUGUUUCUGUGGAGGAAGUUGAAACAGGAAAGUUAUAUUGCACUGUCAAUCUACCUGGAACUACAGCCAAUACAAGCAUAUGUGUUGCUGGGAAGGACAAGUGUUUACUGUUGGCAUUCACACAAACUACCUGCUUUAUAUAUGAUCUCCAUGACAACGGGAAGAUUAUCAAGCCUUUGUUACAUCCAGAAAAAGUGAAAUUUGGAAGCAUCAGCUUAGCUGAAGGUACAGAGAACUUUGUUGCCGUGACCGAUUCAGAUCAACAAUUUAUCACCGUCCUUGACCUUAAAUCCAUGACCUUCAUGAAAAAGUUCCGAGGUUUUGAGAUAAUCUAUGACGAGGAUGGUGAAGAAGAAGAGCACGAAGUUGAGGCAAUUUCCAUACAUCCCGAUGAAACCCAUCUAGCAUAUACCACUAUGUUUACCAGUGAAAUCAUAUUUGCUGAUUUCCAUGGAAACAAAAUAAAAAAUGUGCCAGAGAAUGCUGACCGGACAUUUAGAAGUUUAGAUUUUACACCAGAUGGGAAACAUUUCUAUGUCCAGGAUUCAAAUCAUCUUAUUUUCUUCAACACUGCCACUUUAGAUGAAGUCGACGUGCUAGAUCAUAGUAAAGAUUUGGUAGCAGCAAAAACGGUAGACAUGAAAACGGUGGUCUCUGUGGCUGAUGACAGUAAUUUACGAAUCUGGGACCGGACAAGAAGCAAACAAACUACUACUGACAGCGUGGACAAUAAUUUUUCCCAAAAGAUAAAGAUGCUAAUGCAAAUUUGGUCAUUGGAACCUACAAGAUACAUAUUCGUAGACGGUACAGCAGCUAAGAAGGGCUCAUCAGAUAGACUGUUUGGCGUUUAUGAUUGCAUCACGGACAAGUUUAUCAAAAUUCGAACAAUGGUGGAAUUCAAUAACAAACGCUGCAAAGUAUAUCAGAUUGAUGCGACAAGGGUUUUGGUAUUGCUGAAUAGAAAACUAUUUGUCUUCAAUUUGAAUACUAUGGAUAUAGAGACAAAACUUCAAGGCUUCACAGGAAAAUAUAAGAGCGAUUUUAUAUACACGCCACGAAAUCAACUAAUUUGUCAUACAAAGGCAAGCAAAAACCUUAAAAUCUAUGACCUCAGUACGGGUAAGGUGGUGUGCGUCUUAAAAGCGGGCCAGACUAUGGAUGUAGAGUCGUUUGUAGUGAAUAGCACAGGAACAGUUGCGUGCGCAUCGACUGAUGAAGGGCCGCUUAUUCUAUAUGAUCUUGUGGACCAAAAAGUGAUGUAUACCAUUCCUUCAAAACCCGAUUACGACGAGUUUUUCGGGGUGUAUAAGUGGAUAAAUGCUGAAGGUACACGACUUAUUUUCAGCACGGAGGGCAUGUUACCUAAUAUGACAAAAGGGGACAGUGUUGAUCAUCUCGUAGUUUGGGACAUACAAAACAAAAAAGAGUUGUUUAGAAUGUACGACAGUGUAUAUCAACAAAAAUAUAAGGCACUGAAAAACAUGGACGAUACAACAUCGGUGGAAGAGCUUUGUCAACUUGACGAUCGCCGGAUGAUCACACUGAAUUUUGAUAACAUUCUUCGAGUAUAUGAUUUGGACACUGGAAAAUUGCUGCAUAGAUUGGAGGGACAUACUACGUCAGUCAGAUUACAGCUGCACGAAAAAUCUCCAUACAUUCUUACAUACGGCAGUUUUAACGAGGAAGACUGCAUUCGACUGUGGGAAAAGACAACUUAUAAACAAGUUGCUACAUUCUCGCUUGACAAGACGGUAAGCAGCUUUUUUAAGUAA
Ruditapes philippinarum (Manila clam) is the source of this 5287-nucleotide messenger RNA. RefSeq names its product NACHT domain- and WD repeat-containing protein 1-like. The transcript has 33 exons. The record is from RefSeq and is a predicted model, not a curated record. The coding region runs from base 317 to 5287 and encodes 1656 amino acids. NCBI's taxonomy places the organism in Eukaryota, Metazoa, Mollusca, Bivalvia, Venerida, Veneridae. Gene Ontology annotation, molecular function: protein binding.